Messenger RNA from Westerdykella ornata, 1986 nucleotides. RefSeq names its product FAD-binding domain-containing protein. The coding region runs from base 31 to 1827 and encodes 598 amino acids. The record is from RefSeq and is a predicted model, not a curated record. Lineage: Eukaryota; Fungi; Ascomycota; Dothideomycetes; Pleosporales; Sporormiaceae. The transcript has 5 exons. Gene Ontology annotation, molecular function: FAD binding; oxidoreductase activity.
AACCGUCAUUGCAUAUUCCACAAUCGCAAGAUGAAGUACCUGGACGCUUUGGUUCCCUACGUCUUUUCAACGGCUCUUCUCACUAGUGCAUCUCCACCCCGCUGUAAAUGCACUCCCAACGAUACCUGCUGGCCCUCAUCUGCAGAAUGGUCGGCCUUCAAUGACACCCUCUCCGGCCGUCUAUAUCGUGGCGUCCCCCCCGCUUCGGUCUGCUACCCGUCCCAACCGAAUUAUAACGAAGACCGAUGUGCAUUCGUCCGCUCACAGUGGUUCAACUCAACGUGGCAUGCAGAGGAUCCGAUAAGUAUUGACUAUCCCAUCUGGACAAACAACUCUUGCAACCCCAUCUAUCCAAAUGGCACCAGUCUCACAGGAGACGUCAAUGCUGGCAAAAGAGGCUGUUCCAUUGGGAACUAUCCGGCUUACGUCGUCAAUGCUACAUCUGCAGAGCACGUAAGUAAGGCAUUGAAGUGGGCGGGAAAGAAAAACAUUAGGGUCGUGGUGAAGAGUACGGGCCAUUCGUUUGCGGGCAGGAGCACGGGAUACGGAAGCCUAUCGAUUUGGACCCAUAAUAUCCGGGGUAUCGAGUACAUGGACUCUUUCAAACCCACGUCCUGCCCAAUUCAGAAGCCCUUGAAUGCCGUUCGAGUUGGAGCUGGACAUACGGGCGUCGACGUGCAGGCCGCACUAUCAAAGUUCAACAGAAUCGCCGUCACCGGUGCCAACCCCGACGUGGGCGUCAUCGGAUGGCUUACAGGUGGCGGCCACGGUGCACUGUCAACAACGUACGGCAUGGGUGCCGACAAUCUUCUCGAAGCCACCAUCGUAACGCCCGAUGGUAAAGUCCUCGUCGCCAACCCUUGCCAGCACUCUGACAUCUUCUUCGCCAUCCGAGGCGGAGGCGGUGGAACCUAUGGUGUCGUCCUUCAAGUCGUACUCGCCACAUACCCCUCGCCCAGGACGACACAACAUUCACUUACCGUGAGCUCGUUGAGUGUGAAUACUUCAACCGAGUUCUGGGACUUGGUGGGCUUCAUACACGCCGAGAUGCCGCGUCUCAAAGCAGGUGGUAUGCAAGGAUACUAUUACAUGAUGGGACCACCCGUGUUUCCCACUCUCUCGCUGUUCUGGGGCUUUCUGGUCUUUGACAAACCGAACGGAACGGUUGAACGACUGAUCGCUCCCAUCGAGGAGAGGCUUAGGCGAGACGCACAUCUUUUCGCAUACGAGUCCGAGAUUUUGCACUCGCCCAACUUCUGGGAUCUCUGGCGCCACAGCACGAACCAAGAAGUGGCAUCGGGGGGCUCGGCAAUUGGAUCGAGGCUGCUAAGUGCAGAGAGUCUUUCGGAUGCGAGUGCAACUGCCAAGGUGUUUGCACAGGUUGGACCCGAUCCACUCGGCUCAAACGCCCCGAUCGCAAAUCCGAUAUUGGUCGGUCAUAUGAUCGCGCAUCCCAACGAACCCAGUUACUAUCCCGACGUCAUCUCGAUGAACCCGGCGUGGCGGAAGACGCUGACGCAUUUCAUCGUGAUAGACGUAUGGCCGGAUGGCGUUGCGCCAGAAGUCAUUCGAACCGUGUACCAAGAUUUGACGAACAACAAGACUGAACAGCUACGCAGGUUGUCACCGGACACUGGUGCAUACUUGAACGAGGCUGAUGCAUUUGAGCCGGAAUGGCAGAAGUCAUUCUUCGGGAAACAUUAUGGAAGGUUGAGGAAGAUCAAGCAGAAGUAUGACCCAAACAAUGUUCUCUGGUGUAGGCAGUGCGUCGGUAGUGAGGCGCUUAUUGAGCGGGAGGACGGAGGGCUUUGCGAAAAUCGGGCUUAGGAGAGCGAUGGAGGUGGAACAAGGGAGAGGCGAUUGUGGACAAAUGAGGCAAAGAGGUUUUCGAUAAGUGCACAGUUGUCGUUGGUACGACCCUCCAUUGCGAAGCAAAGUCUAGGGCUGUACUCUAUCUUUCUAUAUCGCAGCAGCUAAUUGGACAAC